Molecule: messenger RNA, 2724 nt
Organism: Thyridium curvatum
Lineage: Eukaryota; Fungi; Ascomycota; Sordariomycetes; Thyridiales; Thyridiaceae
Exons: 2
Coding region: 1-2724 (907 amino acids)
Biological process (GO): autophagy of mitochondrion; protein localization to phagophore assembly site
Cellular component (GO): phagophore assembly site; autophagosome
Source: RefSeq, a predicted model, not a curated record
AUGGCAUCCAACAUGUUUUCGCGCUUUGUGGCCUCGGGGCGAGGCAGGUCCUUUUACGAAGACUUGAGGGCGCGAGACGACGCUCUCGACACAGAAGAGCGGGCGGGGCUUGCUCUGGACGAGGACAACCUCAGCCACCAAUUUCACGACUAUGACCUCGACCACGCCCAGGGCUUGGGGCUCGAUGGCAGUCAGGUUACGGCCAACGAAAGCGUGAUACGAGAAGACGUCGGGGAUCGCGCAGCCCGACCCGAGCGACAUUCGGGCACGAAGUGGCUGGGAGGGGACGAGGAUGCAGACAACGACGUCCCGGGGUCACUGCUAGUUGAACCCAAUGUAGCCGAAAGUCAUGCCGGUCCGCAGCGGCACCACCACCGAGAACGACGGCCCGCAUCGCCGGCAACACAACCUCUUCCAGGCCCUUCGACACGCAGAGCGCGUGCGCAAUGGGAAUCCACACAGGCCCAGCAGAGGUUGCACCAAGAUGAAAUGGCUCCUUCCUCACGGACCGGAGGCGGCCACCCUCGCUCCCUCAUGUCGCGUUCUGUAUCGGGGAGUCCGAGGGAGAAGGCCAUGUGGCGAUGGGUUAAUGUCUCAAACCUCGAUAAUUUCAUCAAAGACGUCUAUGACUACUAUCUCGGCUGCGGAAUCUGGUGCAUCUUGAUGGAACGGGCUCUCCACCUUGUAAACGUCACUUUCGUCGCCGUCUUCCUGACCUUCCUCACGCAGUGUGUGGACUAUACGCGCUUUCGUGGCAGCACCAGGCUGGAACAGGUCCUCGUACCGCGAUGUAUGAACAGGAUGUCCACCAUGUGGAACCUGGGACUCUGGGUCUUUGCAUUCUACUUUAUCUGGAAGUCCAUCCAGAACCUGCUCGACAUCCGUCGUCUGCUGAACCUGCGUGACUUUUACGUGCACCUGCUCAACAUCCCCGAGCAUGACAUGCAGACAGUCUCCUGGCAGGAUGUCGUCGUCCGCGUCAUGGCGUUGCGAGAUGCCAACCCCAAGACGGCGAGCAACAUGACGCGCCUCCAACGGGAAUGGAUUGGGAGCCAGUCAAAGGAGAGACUUGACGCCCAUGACAUUGCCAACAGGCUGAUGAGGCGUGAAAACUACUUGAUCGCCCUGUUCAACAAGGAUAUUCUCGACCUAAGCAUCCCCCUGCCUUUUCUGCGCAAGAAGCAGCUGCUCACCCGCACCCUGGAGUGGACGCUCAUGUUUGGCGUCCUAGACUUUGUCUUUGACGAGCGCGGCCAGGUCAACCCAGAGUUCCUCAAGUCGGGUCGCCGUGGACAGUUAAGCCAGAAGCUCAAGGCGAGGUUCAAGUUCGCAGGGCUUAUGAACCUCGUGCUGGCCCCGUUCCUGGCGUGCUACCUCAUCAUCGUCUAUUUCCUAACGUAUUACAACGAAUACCAAAGAAAUCCGUCGGCACUGUCGGCCCGGAGCUACACGCCCCUUGCCGAAUGGAAAUUUCGAGAAUUCAACGAGCUUCAACAUCUUUUUCGCGAGAGACUCAACAUGUCGUACCCAUUUGCGACACGCUACAUAGAUCAGUUCCCCAAGGUCAAGACCGAGCAGGUGGCCAAGACGGUUGCCUUUAUUGCGGGUGCCAUUGUUGCGGUCCUGGCCAUAGGCUCCUUAUUCGACCCGGACAACUUUUUCAUCUUUGAAAUCACCAAAGACCGGACCGUGCUGUUCUACCUCGGCAUCUUUGGAGGGAUCUGGGCCGCUGCCCGGGGCAGCAUCACCGACGACAACAGCGUGUUCGACCCGGAAUACGCCCUGCGCAACGUGAUUGAAUACACCCACUUCCAGCCGGACCACUGGCAGGGCCGGCUGCAUAGUUUCGACGUGAAGAAGGACUUCUCCGAGCUCUACAAGAUCAAGCUGGUCAUCUUUCUCGAGGAGAUCCUCAGCAUCCUGAUCACACCUCUGAUCCUCUUCACGACCCUGCCCAACUCGACAGACCAGAUCGUCGACUUCUUCCGCGAGUUCACAGUCCACGUGGACGGCCUCGGCUACGUGUGCUCAUUUGCCGUCUUCGACUUUAAGAAAGGCGUGGGCCAGACGAACCAAGCGGUCGCGGGAGCCGACGUCCGCGAGGAGUACUAUUCGACCAAGCACGGCAAGAUGGCCGCCUCCUACUACGGAUUCCUGGACAACUACGUCAUCAAUCCGAAGACGGGCAUACCCGGCCACCUGCCCCCCGGGGCAAGACACCAGUUCAAUCCGCCGCCCUCCUUCCCGGGCCUUGGCUCCCCGACGCUGGCGACAGACAUGCACCACUCACGGGCAGGGCGCAGUCGAGCGCCGGCAUCGCAGAACGCGCGCACGCCGCGAUUCGGCCCCACUGGCUCGCAACAGUCUCCCGUAGCGUCGAUCCUCUUGGAUCCGCAUCAUCAGCCGGCCGCUUCGACUUUUGGCUCCCGCAGCGCCCAGAGGCAGCGCCCGAAACGCGCAGGCUACCAUGGUGACCGGGACAUCAUCGAAGAGUCGCUCGAGGACGGCCUCGAGGGCGCGGAUCGCUUCCGUCGUGCUGCCGUACAGCAACCCCCCGAAGGCGACGGAGACUUGGACGAGUCCACAUGGCAGACGUCACCCACCAAGACGCUAUCGCGGGAGAAUAGCGAAGUCAAGGGGGAGAACACGGAAGUCGGUGUAUUGGGACUCAUGUACCAGUUCCAACAGGCACACAUGAACCACAGGCACGGCGGCGUCCGGUAG